AUGUCGUCCUUUGGUCGCAGCAAUCAACCGGCCGCCGUCACCACCGCCGCCGUCGUCGACGACAGCCACGAGAAGCACGACUUUGACGAUGCCAGUCUCAGCACUCGGCCUACUUUUGGCCAAUGGCUCAAACUUCACUGGCGUGACAUCCUGACCAUGAUCGCCAUGGGCGCCAUCGGUCUCGGCGUGUACGAGGCCCCGCCAGCUCCGUCUCGUAGCUUCCCCGUCUACUACCCAGACGGCGACGUGGUCUUCCCACAGUACGCCUAUCCUUCCCGCCACGAGAUCAUCCCAAUUUGGGCCGCUGCCCUGCUCGCUUCACUGGUUCCCAUCCUCGUUUUCCUGCUGAUGCAGUUCCGCAUCCGCUCCUUCUGGGAUGUCAACAACGCUGUUCUGGGCCUAUUGUACGCUCUCAUCUGUGCAGCUGUCUUCCAGGUCUUCAUCAAGUGGUUGAUUGGUGGUCUUCGCCCACACUUUCUCGCAGUUUGCAAGCCUCGCACCCCAAUCAAUGGCGCUCAGACUGGCAAUGGUUUCGGCAACAUCAUGUAUGAUCGCAAAGUCUGCACUGGAGACAAACACGAAAUCGACGAUGCCCUCGAAUCGAUGCCCAGCGGACACACAACUGCUGCAUUCGCGGGCUUCGUCUUUCUGUACCUCUACCUCAACGCCAAGCUCAAGGUCUGGAGCAACUACCAUCCUGCCAUGUGGAAGCUGAUCGUCACUUACAUGCCGAUUCUUGGAGCUUGCCUGAUUGCAGGAUCUCUGACCAUCGACGCCUACCACAACUGGUACGACCUUUUGGCCGGAGCCAUUAUCGGUACUAUUUUCGCAUUCUCUGCAUACCGCAUGGUCUACGCCAGCGUAUGGGACUUCCGCUUCAACCACAUUCCGCUGUCGAGAUACGCACCGUUCACAUACAACUCUCAGCUCGGUCCAUUCGGUGGCUUCCAGGAUGCUAUGUGGACUAGACAGGCUGGCUGGGGCCAAGGUUCUGCCUCUGUGGGUGGUGCGCCAUUCGACGUCUCCAAUCAAGGUGGCUUUACAGCUGGUACUAGUCACGGCAAUGGAUUUGGAGCACAGCAGGGUGUGUCUCGCAAGCCUGUCGGUAUCAGCCCGGUUGCAGGUGAACAAAUGGUCUAA
Sphaerulina musiva SO2202 is the source of this 1140-nucleotide messenger RNA. RefSeq names its product acid phosphatase/Vanadium-dependent haloperoxidase. The record is from RefSeq and is a predicted model, not a curated record. Gene Ontology annotation, biological process: phospholipid metabolic process. The coding region runs from base 1 to 1140 and encodes 379 amino acids. The transcript has 3 exons. Lineage: Eukaryota; Fungi; Ascomycota; Dothideomycetes; Mycosphaerellales; Mycosphaerellaceae. Gene Ontology annotation, molecular function: phosphatidate phosphatase activity.